AUGUCUCUUAUUAAUUAUCAAAGUACUAUAUAUUCAAUAAAAGUACCAUUUCCCCCAUCUAUUACUGUAGAUGAAAUUGUACAACUUCAUUUAAAAAAUGGAAUUAAGAGCGUUAAUCAAACCAUGAAUGCAUUUAUGAUUUAUCGAAAAGAAUAUAAUCGUAUAGUUGCUAAAUUUAAUCUUGCACUUAAAGAAGUAUCUAAAAUUUCCAGCAUUUCUUGGCAAAAUGAGCCACAAAAUAUUAAAGAUUAUUACAAACAAUUGGCAAAAAAUGUUAAAAGACGUUUCGAAGAAAUUGUUCCUUCUCUUUACAUCACUUGCAUAAAUCAUCCGAUUCUUCCAUUUCGUCCAAUUAAUUUACCUCUUUCAUUUCGUAAUAUUGAUCAAAAAUUUCUAAAUGCUUAUCCUUCGUUCCCUAAUUCUACACUUUUAAAUAUAAAUCAAGACUCUAAUCCUUCAUUUCUUAACGCGGAUCUUUUUAAAUAUAUGACUAUGGAUGAUGACGAACUUAUUAAUUAUCUUCCUGAAGGUGUUGGAUUAACUUAUAAAGCACUUGUUCAAUCAUUACCCCCUCAAUGGCUCAAUUAUGUGGUGGUUUACAUCCCAACUCUUAAAUAUUUUGAAUAA
This is a messenger RNA of Diversispora eburnea, 627 nucleotides long. The record is from the annotation of a GenBank genome assembly. NCBI's taxonomy places the organism in Eukaryota, Fungi, Glomeromycota, Glomeromycetes, Diversisporales, Diversisporaceae.